Menidia menidia (Atlantic silverside) is the source of this 657-nucleotide messenger RNA. Lineage: Eukaryota; Metazoa; Chordata; Actinopteri; Atheriniformes; Atherinopsidae. The record is from the annotation of a GenBank genome assembly.
AUGGCGAAAGUGCAGAGCCAGGAUGCGGAGAAUUCGGAUCCGCCGAACGAUGACCGUGACUCGGCCAUACUUCAUGAGUUAAGGGGGCUGCGAAAAGAACACGCGGAACCGGUAGCGGUAGCGGUAGCAGACAACAAGAGAGCACUGGCUAGACUUGAGUGCAGAUAUGUGACUGAGCUCUUUGGAGGUGAAACUUAUGUUUCCUGCUCUGUGGUGUUGCCUGCUCUGUGCCACCUGUGCCGUACAAUGGAAGUUUCAGACAAGAACCUAGCCUAUAUUGGAAAAUUCAAGACUGCCUUUAAAAAGGACCUCUUCAGCAUUAGACCCACGCUUCAAGGACUUGAAAAAGGAGAUGGAGAAGCAGUGUGGACCAGCCUUCAGGCUCUGCUGGAAAAUAAACCCAGUACAGCUACCCCAGAACCUGUAGAAAAGCCACCGGAAAAGAGAAGCCUCCUUCUCUUUGCUUCAGAUACAGACUCAGAUGAUGACAUGGUGGAACCAAGCAGGGCUCUGAACCACUACAAAGCAGAGCCAACCAUUAGCAUGGAGGAAUUCUGUCUGCAGUGGUGGAAAACUCAUGCAGGAGCCAUCAACAGCUGUCUGUCCUGGCUGCCCCUGCAAGAUCUGUUCCUUCUGAGAGACUUUUUUCACCUGCAG